Molecule: messenger RNA, 2420 nt
Organism: Hypoxylon fragiforme
Lineage: Eukaryota; Fungi; Ascomycota; Sordariomycetes; Xylariales; Hypoxylaceae
Exons: 3
Coding region: 454-1878 (474 amino acids)
Biological process (GO): ergosterol biosynthetic process
Cellular component (GO): lipid droplet; endoplasmic reticulum membrane; mitochondrial outer membrane
Molecular function (GO): 3-beta-hydroxysteroid 3-dehydrogenase (NADP+) activity
Source: RefSeq, a predicted model, not a curated record
UACGUACGUCUGUAUGACUUCAUGUUCAAUGUUGGAAAGAGCAUUGAACGAUAUUGUACCUACAAUGUGUAGCAUCUACUUACAUACAUCAAGAUGGCGCUAGGGUACGAGGUAGACAUAGUUAACUAAACUCCACUCUACUACCCUGACGGCCCCUCGCAGAUUCUUCUACAGUGAAUCUACACAUCAAAUGUACCUAACCUAAGGGUACCCUACAUAGGUCACUAGGUUAGGUGGGUUUUAAAGAGCUACCACUUCUAGAUUCUACCUACUCUCACCGCCUCAAUUCAUUCCCUGAAAUUAAACACAGCUUGUCCAGUUCGCGUCACUUUAAACUGCUACUGUAUAAACACAGGCUGAUGACUACAUAUUUCUCCUCGUCAUAUGCAAUUGAUACUUACUUAGUAAUAUCCAAGUCGGGUUUCGCCCAUACCUGGGCAUCUUCAACCGACUAUGGUAUCUCCUCCUUGGGCAGAGGCUGCGAGCCAUGAACAAUACUUUGUUCUUCUAACAGGAGCUAACAGUGGUGUCGGUCUUGGUAUCGGUCAACGAAUCAUCGAUGAAUUCCUCACUUCGCGAUCUCUAUCCUCACACUUGAUCCUCAUACCCACGACCCGUUCUGUGAAUAAGUCCCGAGACACCAUCCUCUCCUUACGCGCCCACCUACAGAAGGCUGCCAAUACCUCCAAAAAACUUCGAGCCCGUUCAGGUCCUGCAUACGACCCUCAAACCGUCAUAUCGCGAGUCCAUAUUCUCAGUGUUCAGCUCGACCUCUGCAGCCCUCGUUCGAUAUAUCAAGUUGCCGAACAAUUAGUUCAUGGCCAAGUUCACGAUCCAACUGGACUGAUAGACGAUGUCCAGAUACCGCGCAUUGACGCGGCACUGUUCAACGCUGGCAUUGGUGGUUGGUCUGGCAUAAAUUGGCUCGGGCUGUUAAGACAAUUUCUCUUGAGAGGCCUCGUACAAAGCUGUACUUUUCCUUCCUUUAAGAUAGCUUUACCUGCUGCGGUGCUAGAUCAGCGGAGACUGCUGGGGAGCUCGGUACAGAAGAUGGAAAGGGAGCCACCUGAGCUAGCAGAGGUCUUCUGCGCCAAUGUAUUUGGGCAUUAUCUUCUUGCCCACGAGCUACUACCGAUUAUGGCCCGCUCAGACCCGAACGAACCUCCCGGCCGAAUUAUCUGGACAAGCAGCAUAGAUGCUGGACAAGAUCAUUUGAGUUUCGAAGACUUCCAAGCACGGCGCAAAAAGCCACCCUAUGAGAGUAGCAAGCGCAUAACGGAUCUUAUAUGUUUGACAGCCGACCUACCGAGUGUACAGAAGGUAUCUGCCUCCUACUUCGACUCCCCUGCCGUCGCCGACAAGCCGAUCAAGCCUCGCUUUUAUCUUUCCCACCCCGGCAUUGUCUGCACCCCGCUAUUUCCUCUCAACUGGUUUCUGUUCUGGGCCUACACCUUUGCCAUGUAUCUUGCGCGCUGGCUCGGCUCCCCUUGGCACCCUGUCGAGCCGUACUUGGGCGCCUGUGCCACAUCUUGGCUCGCCCUCGCCGACCAAGAGACCCUGGACUCCCUGCGCGCCGAGCAUGUUAAAUGGGGUGCGAGCACAUCGCGACUUGGCCGUGCCGCGCCCAAGAAGACCGAGGUCGAGGGCUGGGGCUGGGAAGGCAAAGUCGAAGACGGCAAAACGUGGAAGGAAGACCCCACUGCCGCCAUACCCGAUAUGCACGGAAGAAAGUGGAACGCCGUCGAUUUGACCGAGGACCAGCGCAUCCAGUUCGAGGACGACGGACGAAAAUGCUGGACCGAGUUAGAGAAGCUACGGACAGCGUGGGAACUUGCGCUUAAAAAGGGAGACGCGGCGUUGAAUCAGAAUGGACAUUAAUUAUGGGAUCAGCACUCUUUCUGAGAACCAAGGAGGGCUUUUCUUAUGAUGGAUCGAUCAUAUUGACCUUUAGCAUUUUGCAUGGCGCACAUCUGCGGAUAUCACGAUAUCACUUUGCUUUGCUCAUUUAGGUAGGCUUGACUUUCGAUUUUCGAUGUACAUGUCGCAUAUCGAAGUACCUACCUACCUGCCUAUCCAACGAGGAUAGGUAGAUAUGUAGUAGAUGGCUACGUAUAUACCUAUAUAUAUACUAGGUAGUUCAUUGAUCUACCACCUCAGCUGGUAGCCAUGAGGUACCUCUCUGACAGACAUCAUGGAUGUCAUAAUAAUGCAACAAAUGCCCUCAACAGCAGUAGUGGCAGAAGCAACACAGACAGUUAUGCGAUACCAAUAUGAUAGUAAUACCACAAAGAAUACCUCAGUUGGGUAUCUAUGUCUAGAACCCCAACAUCCCAAGUCGCAAGAUUAAAAAUUUAAGAGUGUAUGAGGUAGACACGUAAGUAUAAGGAGUGUAGCAAGCAGUAAUAAAUAUAGUUCUGCGG